AUGUCCGACCCCACCAUGAACAGCCCAGACGGUGCCGGCGGCAAGCGCAAGCGCGAGGGCUCUGAUGAUCUGGGUCACGACACACAGCGUCUGAACCGCUCGUCGCACGGCAGUAACGGCAGCAUGCCGGACAACCAACACAACUUCGGCCACUCGAUUGGCUACGACCACGGGCUCGGUAACGCAGGGUCCGAGCUGAACAUCGACCAACAGAUCCUCCAGCAUGUGGGCCAGAAUGGCUUGUCUGAUGACAAUGCGCUCACUGCCAAUGCGAAAGCUGCGCUGGCCGCACACGCCCCUCAGCACAAGUACCCGCCGCCCCCGGAUACCGCGGCAUUCGACGCCAACAACUUGACGCAGGGCUUGAACUUUGGUGAUGAUAUGGGCCAGGGGCCUAUUCCCGGUGCCCACAACCACAACUCCACAGCCGCCGCCGUAUACGCUGCUCGUGAGGCGCAGAGCAUGAACCAGAAGCCCACUGUCGGUUCUCCCGAGUGGCACCAAAUCCGCAAGAACAACCACAAGGAGGUUGAGCGACGGCGACGUGAAGCUAUCAACGAAGGCAUUAAUCAGAUUGCCCGUCUCGUACCGAACUGUGACAAGAACAAGGGUGCCAUCCUGCAGCGCGCCAUCGAGUACAUCUGCCAGCUCCAAGAAGAGAAGAAGAACAUCGACGAGCGGUUCGAGCAACACAGCCUCACGGCCAACCAUGCCAUCAACGAGAUCAGCGGCUCCAACCAGAAGUUGAAGCAGGAGGUCAGCCGGCGCAAUAACAUUGCCCUCAAGUGGCUUCAACGCUGCCGCGAUGCCGGCCUCGACUUCGAUGAUUACGAGGAGGCGAAAGAAUUAGAGACCCUGGAGGGAAUGGAGUAA
This is a messenger RNA of Penicillium canariense, 873 nucleotides long. Its product is annotated as basic helix-loop-helix domain-containing protein. Gene Ontology annotation, molecular function: protein dimerization activity; DNA-binding transcription factor activity. Bases 1 to 873 code for a protein of 290 amino acids. The record is from RefSeq and is a predicted model, not a curated record. NCBI's taxonomy places the organism in Eukaryota, Fungi, Ascomycota, Eurotiomycetes, Eurotiales, Aspergillaceae. Gene Ontology annotation, cellular component: nucleus. The transcript has 2 exons.